AGAAAAGUCAGGAAGCAGGAUGGGUGAAUCUCUUACCAUUCAUCUCAUCAUCGAGUACUUGGCUGCUAAUGCUUCCUUUGCCUAUGUGAGACGAAUCCGCUAUACGACGGGAUGUCGUACAUUCGAAGGCCAGGGUGUAUUUCAAGCAGAUCAAUACUACGUGACUAUAUCAUAGCUGCAGUUGCAUCCGAUUUACUCCAAGGUUUGUUCGAGUGGAUCACGGCCAGAUUAGAUGCAAGUUGUCUAGAUCCGAUUCCUGCACGAUCAAUACUAGUAAGUGUCGGUUCAUCGGCAUGCAGCAGCAGAGUAACGAGUCGGGAAUAUUCUGCGGAUGACGGAAGAAGGGCAUCUCAGCACAAUGUACUCGUGAGUGGCACCUUCUCGUCUGCUGCCUGCACCGUUACACGCAGCU
Molecule: messenger RNA, 412 nt
Organism: Laetiporus sulphureus 93-53
Lineage: Eukaryota; Fungi; Basidiomycota; Agaricomycetes; Polyporales; Laetiporaceae
Exons: 2
Coding region: 20-175 (51 amino acids)
Source: RefSeq, a predicted model, not a curated record